CUCUUUGUUGUCGGCGUCACCUAGCAACCAACAUACACAAAAAGGAGACCAAGACAAGAUGUCGACGGAGAGAGAGAAGGAAGCUGCUGCUUAUCUGGAAAAACACAAAAUCUUCGACCUCAUGAAAAACUUGACCAGCAUGCUCUUCUUUUACAGACCCGAGGAUCCCAAAGAGUUUCUCAUUGAGAAACUUCAACAGCUAAAGCAAUCUCGAGAUGGUGGUGGCGCAAAAGCGCCAAGUUUGCUCAGCCAUGCUAAUCUGGACGCAGCCUUUGGGAUCGUGGACCCAGCUAAUGAAAAAUAUGUCACUUUUGCACAAUACAAGCAGGCUCUGAUCUCAUUGGGCAUGAAAGACAUCAAUGAGUGCCCCGAAGGUGUAAAUGAAGACAAAAUAUCCUAUGAUACUUUCAUAGAAGAAGGGAUGCAGAGCCUGGAGAGAUGCUCAGCAACAUAUGCACAACGUUAAGCUGUAAUGCUGGGCGCACAAUGAAAUGUUUGUAUGCAUGUGGAUGUUGGCAAAGUAAGCCUUUUGACAUGUACUGUGCUUUACAUAAAGUAAAUAUAAAAUAUACAGUUUUGUAUUAAUAUAGACACAUAGAAAAAACAGUAAAACAUGUCUGAUUCGGAGGAAAUUAUGUAAACGAGUGUUUUCUGUGUGUAUUUAAAAUAUGUAGGUUAUUCAUGUGCUAGUUCUUGUGUGCGGCG
This is a messenger RNA of Dunckerocampus dactyliophorus (ringed pipefish), 705 nucleotides long. RefSeq names its product EF-hand calcium-binding domain-containing protein 10 (gene efcab10). The transcript has 4 exons. The record is from RefSeq and is a predicted model, not a curated record. Lineage: Eukaryota; Metazoa; Chordata; Actinopteri; Syngnathiformes; Syngnathidae. Bases 59 to 466 code for a protein of 135 amino acids.